AUGACGUUGACGUUACAGCGGACACAUACGCUGUACGAAGCCACUGUUGAAGCUCUGAGCUCCUGGACGCCAAUGCUGCAGGACUCGUACUCUGCUGUGUGUUGGCUGAGCAUUAGAGGGGUGAGAUCCGAAAUGAAUCCGCUUAUCGAGUUCGUCAAAGUGCUUCCUAGUGAUCCGAAGACUGCGCCAGCCUGUGCGCACGGUCCGGCGCUCCUUUUCGAUCGGGUGGGGAAAAAAUUCUUCGCUUGUUCUGCGUGCCGCGAUAGAAAAAUAUGUCCUCUGUACGUCCCUUACGAGCAGAAGAAGCCAGCCAAAACUUGGGACGAUAUCCGUGACGAAAUUCUGCCCGAAGAGGCUCACAUCGAGCCGCCUGCGACUCCCGACGACUUUUACCGUUUCUGCGAAAGCUGCUGCAGAAUACUCAUAGACCCGCAAUGUCGACAUCGUCGCGAACCGAUUUCUGUGGACCUGAUGGCUUCGCCCACCACGUUCUUGAGCCAGCUCUCGAAUAAUAAAUGCACUGCUCAAUAUCAUUUCUCAGAGGAAACUCUGCAUCUUUUGAUCGAUCUCGCGUCGAGGUUCAGAAAAGUGCUCUGCAUUGGGACACCGUCUGUCUUCGAGCAUCUCCAGCAUGUCUCUCACGUCUCGAGUCAUCUGGCGGAUAUUGAUCGCAGAUUCGAGGCUUUCUUCGGGGAACGAGUCUUCACCUGGUUCAAUGCGUUCAAUGCACUGGCAUUCCGCAAGGGCGACAACAGCGAGCUAUGGAGAUUCGUAGGAUCCGAAACGGACGAAUCGUCCGAUGCAGAGGGCCUCGAUGAAUUCCUCAUACUUGUGGAUCCCCCGUUUGGCGGUCUCUUGGGACCUCUAAGUUGUACCUUGCAGAGAAUCAAGAGCAAAGCUGGAUGCGGUCGCACAAUUCUCGUCUUCCCAUACUUCAAUGAAGCUCAGGUCAAGCUGCAUUUCCCCGAAUUGAAGAUGUGUGAUUAUUCUGUCCGUUAUCGGAAUCAUCGGAAAAUGAAGAAUUCCAGCCCCGUGCGACUAUUCACGGAUAUCCCACUCAGCUCGAUCCGGCUGCCCGAAGACGAAUACAAAUACUGUCCAGCUUGUGAACGAUGGGUCCACAAGAUCAAUAGGCACUGUGAGAAAUGCAACGCUUGCUGCUCUAGAAACCACGAGGAAUACAAACAUUGCGAUCUGUGUUCUCGUUGUAUCAAAUCAAAAUGGACCCACUGCAUCAAAUGCAAAAGAUGUCACCUGGAACAGCAAUGUGGAGCUCGGCGCGGUGUCGAACGAUCAACGAAGAGACCGAGUGGAUCGACGGAACGGAGGACGAGAAAUAAAAGAGGAAGAUAG
Galendromus occidentalis (western predatory mite) is the source of this 1353-nucleotide messenger RNA. RefSeq names its product rRNA N6-adenosine-methyltransferase ZCCHC4. The coding region runs from base 1 to 1353 and encodes 450 amino acids. The record is from RefSeq and is a predicted model, not a curated record. Gene Ontology annotation, cellular component: cytoplasm; nucleolus. NCBI's taxonomy places the organism in Eukaryota, Metazoa, Arthropoda, Arachnida, Mesostigmata, Phytoseiidae. Gene Ontology annotation, biological process: rRNA methylation. Gene Ontology annotation, molecular function: rRNA (adenine-N6-)-methyltransferase activity. The transcript is spliced from 8 exons.